Molecule: messenger RNA, 2208 nt
Organism: Cucurbita pepo subsp. pepo (vegetable marrow)
Lineage: Eukaryota; Viridiplantae; Streptophyta; Magnoliopsida; Cucurbitales; Cucurbitaceae
Product: putative clathrin assembly protein At2g01600
Biological process (GO): clathrin-dependent endocytosis; vesicle budding from membrane; clathrin coat assembly
Cellular component (GO): clathrin-coated vesicle; clathrin-coated pit
Molecular function (GO): phosphatidylinositol-4,5-bisphosphate binding; clathrin heavy chain binding; SNARE binding
Source: RefSeq, a predicted model, not a curated record
AAAAAAAAAAAAAAAAAAAAAGUAGGAAGAGUAAGGGCCAUUAUUCGAUCCUUCCUCUCCGCACAAUAAAUCCUCUCGUUCUUCGUUGGAUCAUAGAGACGGAAUCACAGAGUAAUCAGAGAAUUCAGGCCAUCUCAACACGUAACACUGCUAAUUUUUAGAGACAGUGCUUCAAGAAUAUGGCUACGCUUCAGACGUGGAGGAAAGCCUAUGGCGCUCUCAAGGAUUCUACCAAAGUCGGCCUUGCCCAUGUCAACAGCGAGUACGCGGAUUUGGAUGUGGCAAUAGUCAAAUCUACUAACCACGUCGAGUGCCCGCCGAAAGAGAGACAUCUCAGGAAAAUCUUGAUUGCUACAUCUGCAAUUAGACCUCGCGCUGAUGUUGCUUAUUGCAUUCAUGCCCUCGCUCGACGCUUGUCCAAGACGCGCAAUUGGACGGUAGCUUUGAAAACAUUAAUCGUCAUACAUAGGACCUUGAGGGAGGGCGAUCCAACAUUUAGGGAAGAGCUUUUGAAUUUUACACAAAGAGCCCGAAUUAUUCAACUGUCUAAUUUUAAGGAUGAUUCAAGUCCUAUCGCUUGGGAUUGCUCUGCAUGGGUACGCACAUAUGCAUUGUUUUUAGAGGAGCGACUCGAAUGUUUCAGGAUACUAAAGUAUGACAUUGAAUCCGAACGCCUGCCAAGACCUGCCCAAGGUCAGGAGAAGGGCUACAGCAGAACCAGGGAACUGGACAGUGAAGAACUGUUGGAACAUUUGCCUGCCUUGCAACAGCUGUUGUAUCGUCUUAUUGGCUGCAGGCCUGAAGGAGCAGCUAUUGGGAAUUAUGUUAUACAGUAUGCCCUGGCACUGGUAUUGAAAGAGAGCUUUAAAAUCUAUUGUGCUAUUAAUGAUGGAAUUAUAAAUCUCGUUGACAAGUUUUUUGAGAUGCCAAGACAUGAGGCUAUCAAAGCCCUUGAUAUCUACAAAAGAGCUGGCCAACAGGCCGGAAGCCUAUCAGAUUUCUAUGAUAUUUGCAAAGGGUUGGAACUUGCUAGGAAUUUCCAGUUUCCUGUUUUAAGAGAACCUCCGCAGUCAUUUCUUAAUACGAUGGAAGAGUACAUUCGGGAGGCACCACGAAUGGUUACGGUACCAAAUGAACCACUGUUGCAACUUACUUACAAGCCGGAAGAUUCUCCUUCUGAAGAUCCGAACUUACCCACUGAUGAAACGGAGGCAUCUCCUUCACAUGAUCUUUCUAUUACUCCUGUUGAUUCGGCUCCAUUGCCACCUCCAGUACCAGCUCCGGCUCCUGAAAGGCAUUUAGAUACUGGAGAUCUAUUGGGAUUGAGUCUUGAUACCACCGAAGUAUCUGCGAUUGAGGACAGAAAUGCUUUGGCUUUAGCCAUAGUUCCUUCUGGUGAUGCAGCAGCACCCACAUUUCAUUCCAAUGGUGCACAGCCAAAGGAUUUCGAUCCUACUGGAUGGGAGCUUGCCUUGGUCACCACUCCAAGUACUAACCUUUCAUCAACUAAUGAGAGACAACUGGCUGGUGGGCUGGACACACUCACUCUCGACAGUCUAUACGAUGAGGGUGCAUAUAGAGCUUCUCUACAGCCCGUGUAUGGUAAGCCCGCACCAAAUCCAUUUGAGGUGCAAGAUCCAUUUGCAUACUCAAAUGCCAUCGCUCCAGCUCCAUCAGUUCAAAUGGCGCCAAUACCUCAGCAGCAGGCUAAUCCCUUUGGUCCAUACCAACCUACCUUUUCACAGCAACAAUCAUUUACGAUGGAUCCUACAAAUCCUUUUGGUGAUGCAGGUUUUGGAGCAUUCUCUGCUCCUAACCACCAUACUGUUCCUCCAAAUGCUAACAAUCCAUUUGGAAGCACAGGCCUUCUGUAGAGAGCUCGUGGGGCUGUUUCCAACGUGUAAUUUAGUCUACAGGUUUGGUUUUCCACCAUAUUUGGCGAGAUGUAAAGGGUCGAUUUUCUUGAAGCUGCAAUGAACGGUUGUUUCUGGGGCGUGCGACAUUUGUUUGGGUUGAAACUUCCAGUGAGUGUAUAGUGAAGGGUGUAAUACGUAGCAAAUGAAAUUCAUGACAAUUUCGAGUUAGCUGGAACUCUGUCGUUCUAUUGUUUUGCUGAUUUUGAGUGCAUUGCGCAUAGAAUCCUACUAAAAAUUUUAUGCAUACCUGUAUAAUUCAUCAAGUCAUCAUAUUUCAGAUCCUUUCAUUGUU